Kalmanozyma brasiliensis GHG001 is the source of this 741-nucleotide messenger RNA. Its product is annotated as Translation initiation factor IF6. NCBI's taxonomy places the organism in Eukaryota, Fungi, Basidiomycota, Ustilaginomycetes, Ustilaginales. Gene Ontology annotation, cellular component: preribosome, large subunit precursor; cytosol; nucleolus. The transcript has a single exon. The record is from RefSeq and is a predicted model, not a curated record. The coding region runs from base 1 to 741 and encodes 246 amino acids. Gene Ontology annotation, biological process: cytosolic ribosome assembly; assembly of large subunit precursor of preribosome; maturation of LSU-rRNA. Gene Ontology annotation, molecular function: ribosomal large subunit binding.
AUGGCUGUCCGUUGCCAGUUCGAAAACUCGUCCGAGAUCGGCGUCUUUGCGCGUCUCACCAACGCCUACUGUCUCGUCGCCAUCGGCGGCAGUGCCAACUUCUACUCCACCUUUGAGGCCGAGCUUGCCGAUGUCAUCCCUGUCGUCCACUGCUCCAUCGCAGGUACGCGUCUCGUCGGGCGCCUCACCGUCGGCAACCGUCACGGUCUCCUAGUUCCCUCCACAACCACCGAUCAGGAGCUUCAACACUUGAGAAACUCGUUGCCGGAAGCCGUGGCCAUCCAGCGCGUCGAGGAGCGUCUCUCGGCGCUAGGCAACGUCAUUGCAUGCAACGACUACGUCGCGCUCGUCCACCCGGAUCUCGACCGCGAAACCGAAGAGAUCAUCGCCGACGUGCUCAAGGUCGAAGUCUUCCGUCAGACCGUCGGUGACAAUGUCCUCGUCGGGUCCUACUCGGCCAUUUCCAACCAAGGCGCCCUCACUCACCCACGAACCUCGCUGCAGGACCAGGACGAGCUGUCGUCGCUCUUGCAAGUGCCCCUCGUAGCAGGAACCGUCAACCGCGGUUCGGAUCUCAUCGGCGCCGGCCUGGUCGUCAACGACUUUGCCGCCUUCUGUGGAACCGACGCAACGGCGACCGAGAUCAGCGUCAUUGAGAGCGUCUUCAAGCUCACAGGCGCACAGAACGGCGGUGACACCGUCAACGAGUUGCGCGAUGCAUUGGUGGAUACCUAUGCUUGA